ACGCAUAUACAUAUAUAUAUAUUUAAUUAUAAUAUAUAUAUAUACAAAAAUAUAUAAAUACAUAAAUUUUUUCACACCCCAAAGUUAAAAAAUAAACCGCCAAAAUUCUUACCGCAAGCAGUAUGAACUCAUAUUUUGAACAAACUGGCUUUUAUGGCCAUCCGCAUCAGAGUACCGGCAUGGGUAUGGGUGCUGGUUCACAUCAUGAUCAAACAGCUUCAGCAGCGGCUGCCGCAUAUCGUGGUUUUCCAUUAUCACUGGGUAUGGCACCAUAUGCUAAUCAUCAUUUACAACGUUCGACACAAGAUUCACCAUAUGACGCUAGUAUAACAGCAGCAUGUAGUAAAAUUUAUGAUGGAGCAUACAAGCAAGAUUGUGCCAAAAACACAGCAGACACAAAUGGUUAUAAAGAUGUUUGGAAUACAGGUGGAUCAAACGGUUCCAGUACAGCAGGUGGUGGAGGCGGUGGUGGCGGCAACAGUGGUGCUGGCGGUCAAGGUAAUACUUCAGUUGGCGGUGGACCUGUCAGACCUUCUGCCUGUACCCCAGAUUCAAGAGUUGGCGGUUAUUUAGAUACAUCUGGUGGCAGUCCUGGUUCCCAUCGUGGAGGCUCAGCUGCUAGUGCUGUUGCUGGCAGCGCAUGGAAUACAAAUUGUACAAUAUCUGGAGCUACAGCUGCUCAAACGGCUGCUACUGGUUUACAUCAGGCAAGCAAUCAUACCUUUUAUCCAUGGAUGGCUAUCGCAGGUAAGAGAUAUUCAGAAUCUCUUGCGGGCUCACUACUUCCAGAUUGGUUAGGUAAGUUUCAAAUUGCAACACUUUUUAUAUAAUAAACUCUCA
This is a messenger RNA of Condylostylus longicornis, 840 nucleotides long. Its product is annotated as homeotic protein ultrabithorax. The record is from RefSeq and is a predicted model, not a curated record. The transcript is spliced from 3 exons. Bases 123 to 830 code for a protein of 235 amino acids. NCBI's taxonomy places the organism in Eukaryota, Metazoa, Arthropoda, Insecta, Diptera, Dolichopodidae.